AUCAGCUUGAACGCAGAUCUGGAGAAAAUACCUAAACCAAAAACUGCUCCAGAAAGAUUAGGAUCUUCACUCACUAUGAACUUCUCAAGACCUGAUCCUGAAGUGAACCAGAUGAAUAUCCUGAGGACAACAACUUCUCCUGCCUGCCUGGAUCACUGUCGUGCAGGGCAGGAACUGUGCUACCUGUGUCUACAGCGGGCCCAGAAAAAUAUCCCGGUGUACUUCACAGAGGAGAGAAAACUGAAAGAUAAGGAGGAGGAGAGAAUAUUACAGCAAUACCAGCACAUGAAAGACCAAGAAGCCAUCCUAAAG
Molecule: messenger RNA, 312 nt
Organism: Staurois parvus
Lineage: Eukaryota; Metazoa; Chordata; Amphibia; Anura; Ranidae
Source: the annotation of a GenBank genome assembly